This is a messenger RNA of Arvicola amphibius (Eurasian water vole), 1220 nucleotides long. It is a transcript of the gene Tmem278, whose product is annotated as transmembrane protein 88B. The coding region runs from base 161 to 700 and encodes 179 amino acids. Gene Ontology annotation, molecular function: PDZ domain binding. The record is from RefSeq and is a predicted model, not a curated record. The transcript is spliced from 3 exons. Gene Ontology annotation, biological process: negative regulation of canonical Wnt signaling pathway. Gene Ontology annotation, cellular component: plasma membrane. Lineage: Eukaryota; Metazoa; Chordata; Mammalia; Rodentia; Cricetidae.
GGAGAAAGUCUGGAGCUAGUCAUGCGGCUUACCUCUCCUCCACACUGGCACCUUGCCUCAGCAGCUGUAUCACCAGGCUGGGAGCACCCCGCCAUACUGCCUGGAACAGAGUACUCCAGGCUUGGGAGGGAAAGCAUCCUUCAAGGUCCACGGCCAGGACAUGAGUGAGCAGCAGGAGAGGGAGACAGAAGAGGAUGAAGGAGGCUCUUCAGACACAGCGCCCAUGCUGCCCCGAAGAAGGCCUACUGACUACCGUAUCCCAGUUCUGGUAUGCCCAGGGUGGCCCAUCCUGACCACCGAAGGCCUCAGGACCCUGCUGCUGCCCGGCCGGGCUCUGGUUGGGUUCCUGUGCCAUCUGCUGCUACCCGGGACAGUCUUCCUGCUGGUGUUGCUGCCAGCUGCUGCCAUUGUCUACCUGGGAUUCCUGUGCCACUCAAGGGUUCAUCCAGCCCCGGGUCCACGGUGCCGAGCGCUGCUCUCCGAUCGCGGCUCUGCUGCGCUCAUUGUGUUCGGAUUCCUCUCCCUGCCGCCUCUCCUGGUGCUCGCCUCCGCCGCCCGCUCCCUCUUGGUCCGGCGACUACGCCUUGUCCUGCCUACCCCGGCGAGGGCCCCCGAACCGCGCCGCCCACAGAGACGCAGCGAAGAGGAGCUGGCGGGCGGCCGCCCUGACGGAGAGAAACAGCUUUGUGCCUGGGUCUGAUGCCUCAGAGACGUCUCUGUGUUGAGAGCCUCCACUUGACUUCCAGAAAGUGAACGGGCAAGUGGAGCGGCCGCCUCUGGGCUCUGAGCGCAGUACUCGAAGUCGCCAGGAGAUGGCAACCGGGUCCCUUAGACUGGGUUGGUGCUUCUCUCUCAGAGGAGGGAGGUGGUCCUCCGAGAAGGUGCCAGGGGCUCUGCUCCCUCACCAAGCCAAUGCAUUCCACUCCUAACUGUGGUCAGCAGCCAGCUUUGCGGAUAUCUAUGUCUCCCAAAACCAGGCUAGUCCUAGAAUCUCCAGUGCGACCAGACUUCAUGACUCAUCUUGAGACUCAGGAGUCAUCUUGAGUCUCAAGGUCGGCCCAUGGCCCAGGACCAAGGCUCAAUUGUGUCUAUAGUCAAACAUUUACUAGGUCAGGUUUUGUCCACACUUAGUCUGUGACCAGGAUUAGUGGCUCAGUAAGUCCAGUGUCAGCACUCUGUUUAUAGUGUGUUUGUUUGUUUGUUUGGUUGGUUUUUCGAGA